This is a messenger RNA of Carica papaya (papaya), 951 nucleotides long. RefSeq names its product photosystem II subunit Q-2 (gene PSBQ-2). Gene Ontology annotation, molecular function: calcium ion binding. Gene Ontology annotation, biological process: photosynthetic electron transport chain; photosynthesis. NCBI's taxonomy places the organism in Eukaryota, Viridiplantae, Streptophyta, Magnoliopsida, Brassicales, Caricaceae. Gene Ontology annotation, cellular component: chloroplast; photosystem II oxygen evolving complex; photosystem II. The record is from RefSeq and is a predicted model, not a curated record.
ACAUGUAAAAAAUAAUAUAAUUCCACAUUUCUCCUUCCCAGAUCGACACACGCACUGAAAUACCAACGCAAGCAGGAAGGAAGGAAAAUGGCUCAAGCAAUGGCUUCAAUGGCGGGUUUACGUGGCAAUUCACAGGCUGUUUUGGAAGGGAGUCUCCAACUCAGUGGCUCAACCCGCUUGAACGUGUCCGGCUCAAGCAGUGCCAGCGCCAGGGUGGGUUUUCCGGCUCGGACGGGACUGGCCGUUAGGGCACAUCAGGUGUCGAAUGAGGCGGAAACUAGUCGCCGGGCGGUGCUAGGGCUGGUGGCUGCUGGUUUAGCCACAGGCUCCUUUGUUCAGGCUGUACUGGCCGAUGCCAAUCCCAUCAAAGUAGGCCCGCCACCACCUCCCUCUGGUGGAUUGCCUGGGACUCUUAACUCCGACCAGCCAAGAGACCUUGGGCUGCCAUUGAAGGACAGGUUCUAUCUUCAACCUCUGACUCCGGCACAAGCCGCGGCCAGGGCGAAAGAAUCGGCUAAAGAAAUUGUUGGUGUGAAGAGUUUGAUAGACAAGAAGGCUUGGCCUUAUGUUCAAAACGACCUGCGUUUAAGAGCUGAAUACCUUCGUUAUGAUCUCAAGACUGUGAUUGAUGCCAAGCCCAAGGACGAGAAGCAGGCACUCAAGGAACUCUCAGGAAAGCUCUUCAAUUCCAUCAGCAAUCUGGAUCAUGCUGCAAAGGUCAAGAGCGCUCCAGAGGCUGAGAAGUACUAUGCUGAGACUGUAUCUAACUUGAAUGAUGUCCUGGCGAAGCUUGGCUAAGAGAGCAUUUUCUGUACCUUAAAAAUCAAAGCUGUGUUUAUCCUUUUCUCUAUGAGACUCUUCCUUUCACUUGCUAUUUCAAGGGAAUCCUAGUGGAAUUGCUUUUGCUUAAAUUUCUAAUAAAAACAUUUCUUCGAUGGUACUUGUAGUAAA